Castor canadensis (American beaver) is the source of this 5085-nucleotide messenger RNA. The record is from RefSeq and is a predicted model, not a curated record. NCBI's taxonomy places the organism in Eukaryota, Metazoa, Chordata, Mammalia, Rodentia, Castoridae.
AUGUCUUUUGCUCUUUCUAGGUCCUAUUGGGUAGGUGACAUCAGCUGGACACAUAAUAGUCUUUUUCUGGCUUGUGUGUUAAAACGUGGCUCCCUGCUUUUAUUGACUUGCCUAGGGGAAUUGCUAACAUUAGUCACGUGUGGUUGCUCUAUAGAAUUUGGGCCAGCAGAAUUUAUACCUCUUCAUCCACUAAUAACAUACAGACCACAGCAGUUUACAUUUCAAGACUCAAAUUAUUCUGUAGAUUCAGCAGCUUCUGAUAGUGACUCUCUGAGACAGAGAUUUUCUGUAAAAGCACACUCACGUUUACCCUACCUCAUUGUUUCUGAUGGAUACAUGGUCACAACCCUUCGAUUUCUUGACAACCUGUCUCCAUCAGUGCUCAUGAGAGAGCUGCUACUUGAUUCAACUCAGAGACUUGAGAAAAUGUACCAGAGUGUGAUGUCAUCUAAGUCAAGAGGCAAAGGGCUGAACCUGCGCUCCCUGGAUUCCCUCAGGUCUAGCUUGUUAAAGCACCAAGGAAAUGAAACAUCAGCUGAUUGUACUCUGCCUGGAUUCUUGCAGGCAGAAGAAACAAUGAAGCUAAAUGAAAAAGCAGCAGAUUUUCAGGAUUUUGAAGCAACUAAAGAAGGCAAACAAUUUCCAAACAACUCAUUUCCUUUUUAUAACCAAAAAAGUAAUCCACUCUUCAGCAUUGUCAGUGAAGGAAGAUUGGAAUUUGCAUCAAUGUUUGAUACAAUACACGCAAAGGAUGAUAUGAAAGAGACAGAUGGAACCAUUACAGAGGUGCAUUCUAUCCAGAAAAACCUACUUGCAGCAUGGACUAUAGGAAUUUCAAAAAACGUGACAGAAAAAAAUUUAAUGUUAAAUUACACUGUAGUUUGUAUCACUCAUUUUUUCCACAUUCUUCAAUUUAUUAAAUGUCCUUUCCCCAAACUUGAUCUUUUUUUAAGCAAGAGCCCAAAAUUUAAUGCAUGGGUACUUUGUAUCUUUCAACUUUUCCACCAGUGUUUAUCCAUCCACUAUUGGGAUACAAGAUAUAAACAAGAUGUAGGACAUUUGAUAAAGCUGACCUCAAAUACUAUAAAGCUUUUGCUGACUCAGCAACAAAAGGCUCGGUUAUUCUCAGAGAAACUUCUAGUCUGUUUUUAUUUACUCAGAAUGGUAGCUGACAAAUUAAAUGACAUAUACAGUCUUCAUCCUUCAUCAGCCGAUGGAAGGAGGACAGCAGAUCAAGACUUAUUUGUGGUACCUAUUUUUCAAAUAUUCAGAGACAGUGGUUCUCAGGAAAACUGGUCUUUGGACUCAUCUUUCAAGAUUCAUCCUCAAGUGACAAAUCUUGUUCAAAAGCCAGAUCACAGAUUGAUUGCUCUCUGGAGAAUAUUGUACAAAAAAACUUCAUGGUAUCAAACACAGUUAAGUCGAAGAAUUCCUGAAGAUGACAGACAGCUAACUGAAAAGAUGAUACAUGAAGCCUCUACUGUGAAGUUACUGUUAUGUCACAUGCAAGCUCACUUACAGACUUCUGGAGAUCGCUUGAACCAAGCCUUAGAACUUGCACCCAUCCAUGGUGAAGAAUGUUUUCUGUUAGGAUCAUAUGAAAAGUCUGUUAAACUCUGGAAGAAGGCUCUACAAGAAACCGAAGAGAAAGGAGGAAGAAGGACAUGUUUUUUUCAGAUACGUUAUUAUCUUUCUCUCUUAUACUGCUACCUCUAUAGUUAUAAUUUAAAUGACGCUCAAGGAUUAUGUGAUAAGCUAGUAAGAGAAAUACUGAUUUGGUCCCAGUUACCUGUAAAGGAAAAUGAAGAUUGUUCAGAUCCUGAGAGGCCUCAUUGUGAAUUUACAGUGACUGGAGAUGUCCAUCCCGAGGCUGCAGUAAGAGUUGUCCAGUCCAUGGCUCGUUUCAUGGCCGCCUAUUUCACCAAUCAACUGCUUUGCAUUUUGCCACCUCAUAGUGUGAAUGUUCUUCCUCCAGUUCAUAUUAAAACAGAGCAAUCCCUUCGACUCAUUCCUCUGCAGCACUCUAAGGUGGCCAGUGUGGUUAGAAAUCAAAAUCUCUCAAAUGUGUGGACCGUUGAAUAUGCCCUUGAGUUAUUACUUAUUGGUGGGCUGAUCCCAGAGGCCGUGUGGAUGGCACACAAACUUGGAGACUGGAAGACAUCCCUUUCGAUUGGGUUGGCCUUCCAACUGUUCUGUAAAGGUGAUAGAAGUUCCAGGAGGUCUAGGAAGAGGAGAGUGACUAUACCAUUAAAUAUGACCCCAGCACAGAUUUUCCAGGAAAAACUGCAGUGUUUUUUAGGUCAGCCAGCCUCUCCAGAAGGAAGAAAUGAUGUGGGCUCAAAAUAUAACCAGUUUUCAGAUUCUAUCGAAGAGGAAGAUGCUAACCUGCUCUUUGGAUCAGUGCAAGAAGUGCUGAAAGCUGCAGUCAUGGCUGAUGCAGAUAUUCUUUCAGAGACGCUUCAACUUCUGAUGGACUCUGCCAAGGACUUUGUUAAGAGACUGUGGGGCUUAGUGCCCGACAGCCUGUAUCUUCCAGCUCCUCCACUGUAUUGUCCCCAGCCAGCUAUUCUAAGUGAAGAACAUGGAGAUGAUCUUCUUUUAAAAGCUGAAAAAGAUAAUCGCCAAAUGGUGUCUGGAAUCCUUCAGCGUGUUCUCUUGCUUUUCCGGGCAGCUCGGUGUUCUUUUCCUGCAGCACAGUGGUACAUCUUACAGUUGAGGUGGACAAGAAAAGUCAUGCAGAAGAUUCGAUUGAAAGGGUCACUUCCUUUAUUGAGUCCUUUCCCUGAUUCCUUACUUAAUUACUGUAAAGGAGGUGUGGCAUUCUUUAGACCUGGAGCAGCUGGGGACCACAAGCUUGAUGAAGUUUCCAUUAGAGCAAUAGGGUGCUUCCGAGAACUUUGUGCUUUGUGCUGGAUGCUGCAUGUCCGUGAUAAGUUAUCCUACACUUGCAGACAGUAUCAGAAAGCAAGAGAAAAUGCGAAGGGAGAGAAGGGCCUUGAAGUGGAAUUUGAUUCUUGUAUGGUUGAGCACUGUCUCAGUGCAGUGGAAUGGGCCUAUCGAAUGUUACCUUUCUCUCGGUUUUUUAAUAUUGAAGAACUUAUUCAAGAUAUAAUUUUGAGUCUUAUUGAAGGACUACCACCAAUCAGAAAGGUAGCAGAAAUUUUUGUGACAGCAUUUCCCAAUCCUGAGGACAUACGGGUUCCUUUAAGAGAAAAAUACCACUCUCUUCAACAGAGACUUGGACACUGUGUUGUGAAAGAUCCACCAAAACUAGGGUUCCAGUUCAAGGAGCAGAACACAAAGUCAGACUCUAUGGAAGAUCCUUUGCUGCAGAUACUGCUGCAGAAUGUUCCUGCAGCUCACCCCACACCAAGCCCUGCAGCUUGCGGGAUGCAGCAUCUCACUGCUAAGCUUCAGAAAAUUGACGAGCAGCUGUUAGCAGUACAGACCAUUGCGGAAAACAUAGAACAGGACUUCCCCAGCUCUGAAAUUCUUAAUCUACAUUAUGAAAAGGUUGGACAGGUGGAUCACAUUGAAUUGUCAUCUGGCCCUGAAAUUGAAAACCCAUUAACUUCAAAAAAUAUCAGUAUUUCUGAAGAAGUGCAUUUCCUGACUCCUAUGGAUGAGGAAGAUCAAAAUGCUAAAGAGGAGACUUCAGAAACUGAAUUUUCCGUAACAGAAAAUCAUUCUAGUCAGCAAACACGUGUGAUUGCUUCCGCUGAUUCAGCCCUUAGCCUCUCCAGUGACUGGAAUAUUAUUUCUGGUGUGAAUAACAGUGAUGAAUUACUGGAGAGUGUUUCAGUAGAUCCACUCCAGAUGACUGGAUUGACUGAUAUUGCUGACAUUAUUGAUGACCUUAUAACUGAAGGUGGAGUUUCCAGUGAAGAGCUUGGCUUAACCGAACAUCAAGCAAGGAGUAUUUCUAGCAUUCAGCGUUCUUCUGGCAGGCAUCCACAAAGAACUGAGAAGGAGAAAAGAGAAAUUAGAGUCUGGAUGAAAAGAAAGCGAAAAGAAAGAAUGGCAGAGUAUUUACAUCAGCUGGCAAAAAGGAGGGGUCAGGAGCAUGAUCCUUUCUGCCCCAGAAGCAGUCCAUUUUACAUGACUUCAAAGGAAAUCCGGCUGAGACAAAAGACAAAGCAUGAGAAAGAUAGAUUGCUGCUCUCUGACCACUAUAGUCGUCGAAUCUCGCAAGCAUACAGUCUGAUGAAUGAACUGCUAUCUGAGUCAGUACAGUUACCAGCGCCCACACAGAAACCACUGCCUAACACGCCCAAUAUUGCUCAGCACUCCAGACGGCAACAAUGCCCUUCUCCCAGGAGGGAGAAUCCUCACGGGCACAGUUUUCCAGUCAAUCGACCUGGAAGAGUCAGACAUAUGUCCAAACCAAGUCAUAUCCACAAGGGGAAACCUUUCUGGCAGCCACAACCGUCACCUCGGCCACACGGUUCUAAUACUCCGUGUAAUAGUCUACACCAUAGGAAAAACCAUGUAAGUACUGGGCUUGCUCCUCACGCUGAGUUGUGUAUAGAGUAUGAGAGAGAGGAGACUGUGGUGAGCCCCUGGACAUUACCUUCAGAAAUCCAAAGGAUUCUUCAUGAGAGUCACAAUUCCCUCCUCCAGGACUUGUCACCGGCCGAAGAGGAAGAGGCUGAUCCUAGUCCUGUUAUGGGUGGCAUAGACAGCGUCUCUGAGAGCACCGGCAGCAUCCUCAGCAAGCUUGAUUGGAACGCCAUUGAAGACAUGGUGGCCAGCAUGGAGGACAAGAGCCUGUGUGUCCACUGGGCCCUGGGCCUGUGAGAGGUGAAUAGCAUUCUCUUUGCAAGCACUGGCCAGGCCUCAUUGAUUUGGUUCUAAAAGACUCUACGGGUUUCAGGGAGAGAAGCAAUGAAGGAAAGUGAUGUAUUUACCAGCCACAGCUGUAGUAUUACCUGGACUGCCAUUCGGAGAAGAGCAACAAAUAUUCUCAGUAAUUUUGCCUUCAUAGGGAGAGGCUGCUUAACUAGUUAUGUGUUACGUUUUUGCAUGUGACGCAUUUUCACUCAUAAUUUAAAAAACGAUACAUACCCUUCAAGCCAAGUUUUAAUG